GCAACAGGUGGUCUUAUUGCUGUAAGCGAUCUCUUCCAGACAACCUUAGGGCAGCAGGAUAUAACGAACAAUAACUUUCUGUAACAGGUAGUCCACGAAUUAUAUAAGUACGUAAGUUAGAGCGAGUAAGGAUUAUUUUGACAGCACCAAGGUGGCGGUGCGGUGCGGUAGUCUGUUGAGGCUUUAAUAGUCUGUCAAUAUCAACUCAACUGUCACAAUUGACAAUACUCCCAAUGUAGCGCCACUGUCAUGCUAUUCUAUAAUAACGCGUAGCGUGGGCAUUUAUUAAAAAAAUUAUUUCAAUAAUAUCAUAAGUAUCAUGCCUAUAAUUACUGUUGAGUUAGAGACUUUUGUGCAAUAGUAUAACAUUUGUGACGCGAUCUGUGAGAGAUGGAGGCAAGUGCUGACUCUGGCCGGAUGUCGCCGGCGCGCGUGAAGGAGGAAGCCGAAAGGGACCUGGCGGAAAUGCCCCCUGUUAAGGAAGAAGCCGAAUUUAUGGAUGAAGAGGAGCGUGUGAAAGAGGAGUGCUCGGACAGCGACGACGGGUGCGGCGUGAGCGAGGCCGCCAUGCUGGCCGGCCUGUACGCCGAGCACGAGGUCAAGGACGAGCUCGUGCUGGGGCCGGAGCGCCCGCACCGCCCCACAGUCGGCCUGGUGGUGAGAGGAGGCAGGGCGCUCGACGUCGCGGAGGGCGGGCGUGCUGCGGCGGGUGCGCGGGGCGCGGGGGCUCGGCUCGCUCGGGACUGCUCCGUGCGGCUCGAGCGCCUCGCGAGCCGCGCCGCGCGAGCCCCGCAGCCUGCAGCCGCCGCUGACUCGGAUAGUGAACACCAAUCAUAUGGUACACCUGAGAAAGAAGAGACGUGUGAUAUAUGCGGAGAGAGUUUUGAUUUGAAAUCAGAUUUAAUAAAACAUGUCGCGGUCCACAUCCAUGUGCCUGCAAGCGCGGAGCAGGGAGCGGGGAGACCUGAUGUCACGGGCAAUGCCCGUGUUAAGGAAGAAGCCGAAUUCAUGGAUGAAGAGGAGCGUGUGAUAGAGGAGUGCUCGGACAGCGACGACGGGUGCGGCGUGAGUGAGGCCGCCAUGCUGGCCGGCCUGUACGCCGAGCACGAGGUCAAGGACGAGCUCGUGCUGGGGCCGGAGCGCCCGCACCGCCCCACAGUCGGCCUGGUGGUGAGAGGUAAUUUGUCAGGAGGCAGGGCGCUAGACGUCGCGGAGGGCGGGCGUGCUGCGGCGGGUGCGCGGGGCGCGGGGGCUCGGCUCGCUCGGGACUGCUCCGUGCGGCUCGAGCGCCUCGCGAGCCGCGCCGCGCGAGCCCCGCAGCCUGCAGCCGCCGCUGACUCGGAUGGUGAACACCAAUCAUAUGGUACACCUGAGAAAGAAGAGACGUGUGAUAUAUGCGGAGAGAGUUUUGAUUUGAAAUCAGAUUUAAUAAAACAUGUCGCGGUCCACAUCCAUGUGCCUGCAAGCGCGGAGCAGGGAGCGGGGAGACCUGAUGUCACGGGCAAUGCGCCCGCUCUGGUCUCCCCUGCGGCGGUGUCUAGUCGCCGCCGCUCGUGCGCGGUCAGGCUGGAGCGCCUGCUGCCGGACGCGGCGCGGCGCAGCUGCCGGGUCGGGCGCCGCACGUACAAGCUGCGCGCCGCCGAGCCCGCCGCCGCCGCCAGCUAUCAGUGCCACCAUUGCGGCGAACGGUUCACGAACAAGUCGGUUUUAAAGAUACACGUACACACUCACUCGCCUUUACAUAACGCACCCGUAGGGGAUAAAAAACUGUAUAAAAAGGCUCACAUGAUUAUACAGACAGGUGGAAAGCUUUUCAGUUGUAGCCACUGUAGCUACAAGAGUAGUUGGAAAUCAACUUUACGGAGACACCUGAUGACUCACACAGACGAGAAGCCUUUCAGUUGUAACCACUGUGGCUACAAGACUCGUAUGAAAUCAAGUUUACGUACUCAUCUCAUGACUCACGCAGACGAGAAGCCUUUCAGUUGUAGCCACUGUGGCUACAAAAUUCGUACGAAAUCAACUUUACGUAUUCAUCUCAUAACUCACACAGACGAGAAGCCUUUAAUUUGUAGCCACUGUGGCUAUAAGUUUAAAACAAAAUCAUAUUUACGGAGACACCUGAUGACUCAUAUAGACGAGAAGCCUUUCAGUUGUAGCCACUGUGCCUACAAAUGUAGUAGGAAAUCAACUUUACGUAGUCACCUGACGACUCACACAGACGAGAAGCCUUUCAGUUGUAGCCACUGUGCCUACAAAUGUAGUAGGAAAUCAACUUUACGUAGACACCUGACGACCCACACAGACGAGAAGCCUUUCAGGUGUACCCACUGUGGCUACAAGUGUAAAAGAAAAGCAGAUUUACGGAAUCACGUGAUGACUCACACAGAAAAGAAACCUUUCAGUUGUAGCCACUGUGACUUCAAGUGUAAAAUUAAAGCAAGUUUACGGAGACACAUGAUAACUCACACAGACGAGAAGCCUUUCAGUUGUAGCCACUGUGCCUACAAAUGUAGUAGGAAAUCAACUUUACGUAGUCACCUGACGACUCACACAGACGAGAAGCCUUUCAGUUGUAGCCACUGUGCCUACAAAUGUAGUAGGAAAUCAACUUUACGUAGACACCUGACGACCCACACAGACGAGAAGCCUUUCAGGUGUACCCACUGUGGCUACAAGUGUAAAAGAAAAGCAGAUUUACGGAAUCACGUGAUGACUCACACAGAAAAGAAACCUUUCAGUUGUAGCCACUGUGACUUCAAGUGUAAAAUUAAAGCAAGUUUACGGAGACACAUGAUAACUCACACAGACGAGAAGCCUUUCAGUUGUAGCCACUGUGCCUACAAAUGUAGUAGGAAAUCAACUUUACGUAGACACCUGACGACUCACACAGACGAGAAGCCUUUCAGUUGUAGCCACUGUGCCUACAAAUGUAGUAGGAAAUCAUCUUUACGUACUCACCUGAUGACUCACACAGACGAGAAGCCUUUCAGUUGUAGCCACUGUGCCUACAAGUGUAGUAGGAAAUCAACUUUACGUACUCAUCUGAUGACUCACACAGGCGAGAAGCCUUUCAGUUGUAGCCACUGUGACUACAAGUGUAUAAUAAAAGCAAAUUUACAGACUCAUGUCAUGACUCACACAGACAAGAAGCCUUUCAGGUGUACCCAUUGUGGCUACAAGUGUAAAAGAAAAGCAAGUUUACAGACUCACCUGAUAAUUCACACAAACGAGAAGCCUUUCAGUUGUAGCCACUGUGGCUACAAGUGUAAAAGAAAAGCAGAUUUACAGACUCACCUGAUAAUUCACACAAACGAGAAGCCUUUCAGUUGUAGCCACUGUGGCUACAAGUGUAGAAGAAAAGUAGAGUUACGGAGACACCUGAUGACUCACACACAGCGAACGAAAAAACAUAGAAGAGUAACGUCCAACAAAAUAUCAGCGUAAAAGUGGCCCCACUAUUAAAACACGCAAUACUAAUAACGGACCAAUUGCAACUCGUCUAAGUUCAGGUCUUGUUUUCUUCGAUGAAACUUCAUUUGACCAUGAU
This is a messenger RNA of Cydia pomonella (codling moth), 3550 nucleotides long. Its product is annotated as oocyte zinc finger protein XlCOF6-like. Gene Ontology annotation, cellular component: nucleus. Gene Ontology annotation, molecular function: RNA polymerase II cis-regulatory region sequence-specific DNA binding; DNA-binding transcription factor activity, RNA polymerase II-specific. The coding region runs from base 391 to 3447 and encodes 1018 amino acids. The transcript is spliced from 6 exons. Gene Ontology annotation, biological process: regulation of transcription by RNA polymerase II. The record is from RefSeq and is a predicted model, not a curated record. NCBI's taxonomy places the organism in Eukaryota, Metazoa, Arthropoda, Insecta, Lepidoptera, Tortricidae.